Messenger RNA from Numida meleagris (helmeted guineafowl), 2112 nucleotides. RefSeq names its product leucine rich repeat containing 3C (gene LRRC3C). Lineage: Eukaryota; Metazoa; Chordata; Aves; Galliformes; Numididae. Gene Ontology annotation, cellular component: plasma membrane. Bases 138 to 878 code for a protein of 246 amino acids. Gene Ontology annotation, molecular function: protein binding. The record is from RefSeq and is a predicted model, not a curated record. The transcript is spliced from 2 exons.
CCGCGGGGUGCGCACGGCAGAUGUACCUCCUCCGGCCCAAAGCGCCGCGGGCGAGAGCCGAGGGGCCGGUGGCCGCGUGACGGAACCGGCGCAGCACCGCGUCCCCGGCAGAGCCCUCCGUCCUGCACCCCACGACCAUGUGGCUGCUCGUGCAGGGCGUCCUGCUGGCAUCCUGCCUGCGUGCCGCCGCCGCCUUCCCCAGGGGCUGCUACCCCUCGGAGGAGGAGGGGCUGAAGACCUUCCGCUGCAGCAACGCGCGGCUGACCGAGGUCCCCAAAGACAUCCCCAACGACACCAACAAGCUCUACCUGGACUCCAACCGCAUCCCCUUCCUGCCCCGCGACGCCUUCCGGGACCUGCCGCUGCUGCUGGAGCUGGACCUGUCCCACAACGCCAUCGCCGCCGUCGAGAGCGGGGCGUUCCGCGGGCUGGCCGACCACCUGCGCUCGCUGGACCUGUCCUCCAACAGGCUGGUGUCGCUCAGCAAGGACGCCCUCAGCAACGUGAAAGCCAAGGUGAACCUCUCCAACAACCCCUGGCUGUGCGACUGCCGGCUGCAGGAGCUGAUCCGCGCCGUGGACCUGGCGGCCGGUUCCUCCGCCGGCAUCGUCUGCGACUCCGCGCUGCAGGAGGAGCACGUGGGCAAAGCCUUCCUGCAGGUGAUCGCCGACACGGACUUCUGCAACGUGUACAAAAAGACGACGGACAUUGCCAUGCUGGUCACCAUGUUCGGCUGGUUCGCCAUGGUGAUCUCCUACCUGGUGUACUACGUGCGGCAGAACCAGGAGGACGCGCGGCGGCACCUGGAGUACCUCAAGUCGCUGCCCAGCAAGCAGCGGCACUCGGAGGAGUCGUCCACCAUCAGCACCGUGGUGUGAGCGGGGCCGGGGGCGGGGGGACGUCCUGGUGGCAUUCCUGGGGAGCGGUGUCCAACGGGGGCAGCGAGAGGACACGGCCGCGGUGGGGGGUGAUGAUCGGUUCUCAGUGAUCGGUUACUGGCAGGGGAGACCUGAGCGUGCCCCCACCAACUGCACGGCACCGCUCCAGAUGGGAGGACUUGGUUUGAAACUGUUUGAUUUCCUUUGCAGCCAUCCCUGGGGCAUUAACGACAUCGGUGUUUUAAUCCCUCUGGUUUACCCUCUGCUGCCCUGGGGAUGUUCCUGGCGCUGCAGGGCCCGGGGGGGUGCGGGCUGUGGGCUGCAGCCCUAUGGGACAAAUGGAUGGGGAUGAGGGUACGCAGUGUACACAGUGGUGGGCAACGGCCCCAGCUCCCAUCUCCUGAGCUGGUGCUGCCGCCCCAUUGCUGCCCUCACCCAGAGAUGGGCACGGGGGAUGAAGACAGGACCUCCCCCUCUGAGUGUUUCGGUGAAAAUGGGAACGGAGCCCCCCGGGCUGUGCCCUGUGCUGAGGGCGGUGGGUGCUGAUGGGGAUCCGAGGACACAGGGGGUCGGUGCUCUGGGUCAGUGGCUCCGGCCCCACCGCGGCUCCGCUCUCUCUCAAGGACUCACGGCUGCGACCGCUCACUGUGACAGCGCUGGGAUGGGGCCGAGGCGGCCGCUCCUCCGCCUCCUCCCACUCCCUGCGCCGCUGCCAGGAGCCCGAACGUCCCCUCGGCCCCACAUGUCCCUUUUUAACACUCCUCGUUGGGCUCCUGGGGUCGGCGUCAGGGACGGGGUGCAGGGUUGAAGGCAGCCCACGCCUGCCCCUCUGGCUCCCGUCGCUGGUUUUGUCCUUUUUUAAACCAACUGAAGCUCAACUGCCUUAACUCACCGAGAGCACCAACCAAAGCUGCUCCGACACCUCCGGCAGCGCCCGCCCCGCGCAUCUGGGGCUGGCAGGGCUCGGGCCCCCUCCAUCCCCCCAGUGCCCGGUGCCUAUGGACGGGGCUGUGGGGAGCGGUGCCUGCGCCCUCCACAAGUGCCUACACCCCCAGCACAGCCCCAACGCACAAAUGCCCCCGGUUCAGCCCCUCUGCCCCCUCCCCACGGCGGAGCACAGGGGUGGGGGGAACCGGACCGAGCCCCCGGGGCACCAUCUCCCGAGGAGUGUUUUGUUUGAAGGGACCUUUCAUGUUCUUACUUUAUACGACAAUAAAUUGGCUUUUACUUUGGA